Lobosporangium transversale is the source of this 915-nucleotide messenger RNA. RefSeq lists its product as hypothetical. Gene Ontology annotation, molecular function: protein binding. Bases 200 to 718 code for a protein of 172 amino acids. The record is from RefSeq and is a predicted model, not a curated record. NCBI's taxonomy places the organism in Eukaryota, Fungi, Mortierellomycota, Mortierellomycetes, Mortierellales, Mortierellaceae. The transcript has 8 exons.
UUCAAUUUCCCUUUCUCUGAUUUUUUUUUUUUUACUUGAAAACAGUGAGGUGUUUCGAUUCACAGGUUAUCAACGCCCUGGAUUUGUUUGUCUUCAAGCCUUCGAGGAAGCUAUUAAGCAAUUCCCAAAAAUAGCAGAACGUUGUACACCAGACCUGCUUACACUUCAUAGCAAGGCUUCGUUUACAAGGUUACUGAACAUGAGAGAGCGGGGUCAAAGUCAACGCCACGUUGUUAAGGAUAUGUUGCUUUUAAGGCAAUUACGGAAUUAUGGACAUGCUACAUCAUUUAACUUCUCCAGUGGUAGUGUUGUGGACAUGGCUUUUAAAUCAUCAACUCUUAAAUUGGCAGUAGCCAAUGUGGCGACGCAGGAUAUCUACAACCGUAAUGGGAACUUGUUGCUAUGUGACCUUAACAAAAGCGUUACAAAAACACUUUGGGGUCAUGAGCGACCUGGACAAGUCGAAAAUCAAACAUUAACUGUUACUGUCAAUGAUAUCAAGCUCUCGUACUCAAAAAACUUCUUCCUCUCUGGUGCUGAUGACCACCGUGUCAUGGUAAAGUGUUUGGGAUGCAGAAACAGGAAACCAGCUCAAUGUCAUUCAGGAUGCGCGGUCUCGUGUGAACCGUGUUGCCAUCAUGGAGGACUCCCUAUAUGGAGAAGACAUUUUCGCAUCAUGUUCUUCAGGAGGUCUCAUCCACAUCUAUUCGUUGAGUGAGGAAGGCAAAGUAAAAGUUGGAAACAAAGAGCUUGAAUCUUCCGGUGGACGUCGAAGUAUCUCAAGUAUCAACUUUGGCUAUGGUCACUUUUGGGAUUGUCUCGCGGCCGGUGUAGAAGGAUUGGACCAAGGCAUUCAUGGGGAUGCCAUGCAUGGCCAUAUUUAAUUACUUCCCCUCCCCCAUUUAUAGAUUGCCU